AUGUCACAGCUCCAAUCACACGCACUAGCAGACAACACAAAUCAACAAGCGCAAAGGGGGGCAAAAGACUCAUUUUAUGUAUCCAAAGGCAUAUCGUAG
Molecule: messenger RNA, 99 nt
Organism: Parastagonospora nodorum SN15
Lineage: Eukaryota; Fungi; Ascomycota; Dothideomycetes; Pleosporales; Phaeosphaeriaceae
Exons: 2
Coding region: 1-99 (32 amino acids)
Source: RefSeq, a predicted model, not a curated record